CUGCUGCUGACUUUCUUGGAGUCGGCAGAGCAGCAGAAGAUGCUGUUAUUUACUGGGCCUGGUGGUGCGCUGUAUGCUACUGACCAGCUGUUAUCAGUCACAUGGAAAACAAAAGUUUUCUGCUUGCUGAAGAAAUCACCUAAGAAGAUUUUAGCACGUGAUUUUGUAAAUGAAAUUGUCAUAAGUGAAGUAUCAUCCUUGGUUCUUGAACAAGUCUCAGCUCUCACAAGUGAGGUGAUACUUGCAUUUCUUUCCAAUCCACUGGUAUACAAAGAUUGGCCAAAGGAUUACCUACGAGAAAUAAAAAGCCAUAUAGAGAAGUUAAAAUAUAAAAUACUAAACUUGCAAGGGCUCAUAUCUGGAAGAACAUUCUUAACACUGCCCACAUAUCCUGAGGUCGACAACAUCAGCAUUACAAGUCGCAGGGAGAGGAUUUCUCUGCACUACGUAGAGACAAUGAUAAUCCAGUGGACUCACCAGAUAUCAGAUAUACUUAACAGAGACUCCGCUCAGAAAAUGUUACAGGGUGAACAUCCUGGGCCAUCUGCUGAGCUGGAAUUUUGGACAAUGCAGAAAGAGAAUUUGCUCAGUGUUCGUUGUCAGCUGCAGACUUCAGAAUUCCAACAAGUGAUUGAUAAACUGAAUAUGAUGAAAAGCAGCUAUUACACUGGUUUCAUGGAAUUGAUUACUAGUGUGGAUGAAGCACUUUCCGAAGCUCAAGAAAUCGAAUUGUAUCUACGGCCUUUGAAGUAUUAUAUUGCACAUCUAGAGGAAUCUAACUUCCCAGACAUAGAAGACUUCUUCAGGCCUCUUCUUCACACCAUCUUUCUUAUAUGGACCAAUUCUCAACACUACUGUUACCCUCAGCGUAUCAUUGUUCUCUUGCAAGAGUUUUGUAAUCUUCUCAUUGAUCGGACUGAGAACUUCCUUAUUCCUGAAGAGAUCUUUAAAAUGGAGUUAGAAGAAGGCUUGGAAAGAGUCCAAAUGGCCAUUGAAAUGUUCAAAUGCUUCAAGAAAACAUAUGCAUUGUAUAUGGAGAAGGUGGCCGUCUGUUUUGCAAUCUCUGACAGAAUAAAAUUAUGGGAUUUCCCAUCCAACCUUGUUUUUUUCCGAUUUGAUAGUGUCCUGCAACGACUACAAUAUAUUGAGGAAUUGUUUGUAGCAGCAAAUGAUUUUCUGAAACUGGAGAAAAUAGAAAUUGGAGGAUUCAGAGGUAAAAUUCUUAGUGAAGAAGUUCAUAUCAUGAGUGAGGAAUCCAAUGAAAUUUGGCGAAUGUUGCAGGAGAGUAAAUACAACCCUCUUGAUUAUGCAAAUCCAGGUUUUCUGAGUGACUACAUGAAAUAUCGGAAACAAAUAAACGGCUUUGACCACCAUUUGAGCAGAAUUUUAAACUUGACUUUUGAUGAAUCUAAUGGCCUUGAAUCCGCAUUUAAGGUUUUGCAGAUAUUUGGUGCCUUACUAGAGCGACCUAUAAUAAAUUCUCUCUUUUGCCCAAGUUAUGCAAAACUGCUUACAAUGUUUGAAAUGGAAAUCAAUAAUUGCAAGAAAAUAUAUCUCAGCCAAAAGGAAAAUAGAGAAAAUGGAAAUAAUGUGCUUCAUAAAAACAUGCCUCAUAUCUCUGGGAAUAUAAAAUGGUCUCACGAAUUAAGAGAGAGAUUAAUGAAACACCGAUCAUCAUUCAAACACAUUAAUCAUGAGGCUCUUCAAAAUGAAGAAGCGACAAGAAUUUUUAAAAAAUACGAUAGAUUCAUGCAACUCUUGGAUGUUCAUGAAGAGGAAACAUUCAACAAUUGGUCUGAAAGUCUGUGUGAUCUGUGCGAAUCCCAUUUGGGUCAACCAAUACUAAAUCGUGGGGAGGAUGGACUGUAUGAAACUAAUUUUAACCCAUUGCUCGCAGCUGUUCUCCGAGAAGUGAGAUAUCUCCAGUUCCUGAAAAUAUCAAACAUCCCAGAGAUGGCCAAAGAUUUGUACCUGAAAAGAAAGGGGCUCCAAAAGCACACCGGGAACCUGGACCUCAUUUCCCAGUGCUUCAAUAGAGUUCAAAAGACAAUCUUAGAUGUGGAAAAGGAUCUUGUACGCGAUGAGCUCGGGCAGAUUUAUGAAAAGCUAGAACCAGCACUUACCCUUUUAACAUGGUAUUCACCAGAUUUGGAUGAUUACAUAGAAGAAGCAAAAGAACUUGUGCAUAAUUUGGACUUCCGGAUUAUAAAAGCGAAACAGAAUGUAGAAAUGAUGCAGAGCUUAAUGAAUAAGCUGAGUGAAAAUUAUUUCAUAGCAAAUAAAAACAGAAGGAACAAUUUCAUACAAGGCUAUGGAGACAAAGAGAAAAUGGCAAAACAUUACAUUAUUGCUGAGGAUAUAGGACAGAAAAUUCAAGGACUUUUAAAGAACAAUCAGCAGCUGUUUCAAGCAGAUCUGGACUCUGAUAAAUGGAAGACAUACACCGAGUACAUAGACCGCAUGAUUUUAGAAGGAUUGCAGCAGGCGGUAAAGUGUUCUCUCCAGUACUUAGUUGAUAACACUGAACCAUCAUUUAAAAAUCUGCCCUUGUUUAAAGUGGAACUUUUCCUUAAUGAAAGUGAGAUGAGCUUUGCACCUUCCUUUGAUCCUCACAUCAAUGGCAAUUUUCAUAAAAUAAUAGAAGGCUUAGUCAUGGACACUUUUCGAAUUGCAUCUUUUAUACCUCGUGUUGCUUCGCAUCUUGAGAAAACCACUUAUGAGCUCGAUGUUGAUGAGAUGGAGGAGUUGAAAGAAAUGCAUGGAGAAAUUAUGAGAAGGGUGCACUCGACCAUUGUUAAUGUGAAAGAGUAUCAGAGACACUUUAAAAAGUACAGCUAUUUGUGGACGGAUGAUAAAACUGAAUUCAUGAAGCAGUUCCUCCAGUACGGCCGCUUCCUUAGCACCGAGGAGAUGGAAUUGUAUGCAGAUUAUGAACUGCAGGAAUGUUCCCCGCAUUUAGAACACUUCAAGAAACAGAUCAAUAUCUAUGAGUCACUUUAUGAUGAAAUUGCGGAGUUUGAAGAUGAAAAGAUUUUUAAUGGGUGGCUCCUCUUAGAUAUGAAGCCUUUUAAAAUCUCCUUGAUGAAUGCUGUGAAGAGGUGGAGUUGGAUGUUUAAAGACCACUUAUUAAAUGAUGUUACAUGCAGUGUUAAUGAACUUGAUGAAUUUAUUACUCAUACUGAGAAAGGAUUGUCCAAAAAAGUGAAGGGACAGGACUAUGAUGUGCUUGUGGAAACCAUGGGUCAUCUGAUGGCAAUUCGGGAUAGACCAUCCACUGAGGAGCAUUUCAGAUAUCUUAAAUCUACAAUUGAGCUGCUUCGCACCUAUGGACAGCAACUGCCUGAACAUAUCUAUACACAGCUAGAAGAAUUGCCGGAGAGGUGGAAAAAUCUGAAGAAGAUUGCAUUCAUAGUAAAGCAUGAAGUGUCUCCUCUGCAGGCAAAUGAAGUAUCUGUUAUCAGGAGGAAAUGUGUCCUUUUCGAGGUUAAGCAGCAUGAAUUUAGAAAUCGUUUUAAAAAUGAAAUUAUCUUCAAAUUUGAUGCAGAAGAUCCAUACAGGCAUUUGGAUAAGACCCACAGAAGUAUUUCAAGGUUGGAAGAGGAGAUGAGAAAACUGCAGGACACAGCAGACCUUUUCGAAGUGAGCAUUCCGGAAUAUAAGCAACUACGUCAGUGUCGGGCUGCCAGUAUCUUGCUGAAGUCAGUAUGGGAUAUGGUAAUAUUUGUACGGACAAGCAUUAAGGAAUGGAUGAAAACACCAUGGAAACAGAUAAAUGUUGAACAAAUGGAUAUGGAGUUGAGAAGAUUUGCAAAGGAAAUGAAAACCCUUGAUAAAGAGAUACGAACCUGGGAUGUCUAUUUGGGCCUGGAGUCUACUGUCAAAAAUCUAAUAACUUCUCUGAGAGCAGUAAAUGAGCUGCAGAACCCUGCUGUCAGGAAGAGACAUUGGUUACAGCUAAUGAGCAAGACGGGGGUGAGGUUUACAAUGAAUGAAGAGACGGUCCUAGGGGAUCUCUUGGCCUUGCAGCUGCAUAGAGUGGAGGAUGAGGUAAAGAACAUUGUGGAUAAGGCAGUGAAGGAGAUGGCAAUAGAAAAGGUUCUUGUGGAGAUGAACCAUACAUGGAGCACAAUGCAGUUUUCUUAUGAGAAGCAUCUGGUUACUGGAACACCAUUGUUAAAAUCAGAUGAGGACCUUAUAGAGACACUAGAGGACAAUCAGGUUCAGUUACAAAACAUUUUGAUGAGCAAAUAUGUGGAAUUCUUCUUGGUGGAAGUGAGCCGAUGGCAGAAGAAAUUAAUGUUAGCAGACAUGGUUAUAUCGGUCUGGUUAGAAGUGCAAAAAACGUGGGCACACCUGCAAAGUAUAUUUGCUAAUUCUGAAGAUAUAAGAAUGCAACUUCCAGAGGAUGCCAAGAGAUUUGAAGGAAUAGAUUUAGAUUUCAAGGAACUAAUGGAAAGCAUCAGCAGCACCAAUAUAGUCACUGAGGUCACAAAUGAGCCCGGAUUGCUAGAAAAGUUGGAGGCUCUUCAGAAAAGGCUGACGCUAUGUGAAAAGUCGCUGGCAGAUUACCUGGAGUCCAAAUGUCUUAGAUUUCCAAGAUUUUACUUUGUUUCCUCUAUGGAUUUACUGGAGAUAAUCUCCAAAGGAACACAACCUAAACAGGUGAUGAGACACUUCCUGAAGGUUUUUGACAAUGUGGCUGAUUUAAAAUUUGAAGAUGAAGAUUACGGGUGCAAGACGGCUGUAGGAAUGUACAGCAGAGAAGGGGAGUCCGUGUACUUUAACAAACCAUGCGUGUGUACUGGCCAGGCUGAGAACUGGCUUCGGCUUCUAGAAGACACCAUGAAGUCAACAGUUCAGCAAGAAAUCAUGGAAGCUGUGGCAGCAUAUGAGGAUAAGCUUCGGGAUCAGUGGCUCUUUGACUACUCUGCACAGGUCUCGCUCACCGCCUGUCAGAUAUGGUGGGCAACUGAUGUGGAAAUAGUUUUUCAAAGGCUUGAGGAAGGUUUUGAAAAUGCCCUGAAAGAUUACAAUCGCAAGCAGAUUGCUCAGCUGAAUGCCCUUAUAAACAUGCUGUUAGGGGAACUUACCCCCGGGGUGCGUCAGAAGAUCAUGACAAUAUGCACAAUUGAUGUUCAUGCGAGAGAUGUGGUAGCCAAGCUUAUUGCACAGAAGGUCUCUAAUGGUCAAGCAUUUACAUGGCUGUCCCAGCUGCGACAUAGAUGGGACGAAGAAAAAAAGGAGUGUUUUGUUAAUAUAUGUGAUGCUCAGUUCCAUUAUUCCUAUGAGUAUCUUGGCAACACUCCUCGUCUCGUAAUAACACCGCUGACAGACAGAUGUUAUAUCACUUUAACCCAGUCUCUUCAUCUGGCCAUGAGUGGUGCCCUCUCGGGUCCUGCAGGAACAGGAAAGACUGAAACCACCAAAGAUCUUGGCCGUGCUUUGGGCAUUAUGGUUUAUGUGUUCAACUGUUCUGAGCAAAUGGACUAUAAGUCUCUAGGUAACAUAUAUAAAGGUUUAUGCCAGAGUGGGGUCUGGGGCUGUUUUGAUGAGUUUAAUCGUAUCUCAGUGGAAGUGUUAUCAGUCAUAGCUGUACAAGUCAAGACCAUUCAAGAUGCCAUUCGACACAACAAGAAAAGAUUUCACUUUCUGGGAGAAACAAUUGAGCUGAAAAAUACUGUUGGGAUCUUUAUCACUCUUAAUCCAGGUUAUGCUGGUAGAGCCGAGCUUCCAGAAAAUGUAAAGGCUCUUUUUCGUCCAUGUGCGAUGGUCAUUCCAGAUUUUGAACUUAUAUGUGAAAUAAUGUUGGUGGCAGAAGGAUUUGUUGAUGCACGAAUGCUUGCAAGAAAGUUCAUCAGUCUUUACACUCUGUGCCGCCAACUCCUCUCCAAGCAGGAUCAUUAUGACUGGGGUCUAAGAGCAAUAAAGUCUGUGUUGGUGGUAGCGGGAUCUCUUAAGCGGGAGGACAGAAGCAGACCUGAAGACCAGGUUUUGAUGAGAGCCCUCAGGGACUUCAAUCUUCCUAAGAUAGUAACCAAUGAUGUUCCAAUCUUUCUGGGUCUCAUCGGUGACUUGUUCCCGUUGCUGGAAGUGCCCAGGAAGAGAGACGUAAAGUUAGAACAGAUGGUCCGCCAGUCCAUUGCCGAGCUGCACCUGCAGCCAGAGGAGAACUUUAUUCUUAAGAUCUCCCAGUUGGAAGAGCUGCUAGAGGUCCGUCAUUCAGUUUUUGUUGUUGGAAAUGCGGGAACAGGAAAGAGCACGAUCCUUAAGACUUUACACAGGACAUAUUACAAUAUGAAGCUAAAGCCCAUCUGGCAUGAUAUCAAUCCAAAGGCUGUGACUACUGAUGAGCUCUUUGGGUUUCUUCACCCUUCAACCAGGGAGUGGAAAGAUGGGCUAUUUUCUUUUACAAUGAGAGAACUCUUCAUCAACCCUCAUGAUGGCCCAAAAUGGAUUGUCCUGGAUGGAGAUAUUGAUCCAAUGUGGAUUGAAUCAUUGAACACCGUCAUGGAUGAUAACAAGGUUUUGACCUUAGCCAGCAAUGAGCGUAUCUCGCUGACCCCUUCUAUGCGCUUGUUGUUUGAGAUCAGUCAUCUUCGAGCCGCAACACCGGCGACUGUCUCAAGAGCUGGGAUCCUCUAUGUUAACACACAAGACCUAGGCUGGAGCCCUUACGUUACCAGCUGGAUCGAGUCUCGUCAGGCUCAGUCAGAAAAGGCAAAUCUGACCAUAUUGUUUGAUAAGUACGUUCCUUACUGCUUGGAGCAAGUGCGAUGUAAUUUAAAAACUAUAACUCCAAUCCCGGAAAACAGCAUGGUGCAGACAUUAUGCUCUUUACUAGACUGUCUUCUCAUUGAGGAAAAUACCCCACCAGAUUCCCCUCGGGAGCUUUAUGAAAUUUAUUUUGUUUUUGCUUGUGUCUGGUCUUUUGGUGGUGCUCUCUUUCAAGAUCAGUUGAUCGAUUACCGCUUGGAAUUCAGCCGAUGGUGGAACAAAGAAAUGAGAACCAUCAAGUUCCCGUCACAUGGUACUGUGUUUGAUUAUUUUGUUGACCCGGAAACUAAGAAAUUUACUCCUUGGGCUGAAAGGAUUCCAGAGUUUGAUAUGAUCCCAGAUAUUCCAUUACAGACUGUCUUAGUACACACUGCUGAAACUGUACGCUUGAGGUAUUUUCUGGAUUUACUGCUGGAAAAGGGGAAACCGAUAAUGCUUAUUGGCAAUGCUGGUGUUGGCAAAACUAUCCUGGUAACGGAUAAAGUAUCCAAAUUGCCCGAAGAAUACAUUGUGGCCAAAGUCCCUUUCAACUAUUACACCACAUCUGCCAUGCUCCAACGCAUUUUAGAAAAACCUUUGGAAAAGAGGGCAGGACGGAACUAUUCCCCACCUGCCAACAAAAAACUGAUUUAUUUUAUAGAUGAUCUCAACAUGCCAGAAGUUGACGCUUAUAGUACAGUACAACCUCACACCUUAAUAAGACAACAUUUAGAUUACAGUCAUUGGUAUGACAGGCAGAAAUUGGUGGCUAAAGAAAUUCACAAUUGCCAGUAUAUAACAUGCAUGAAUCCCACGGGUGGAAGUUUUUCCAUUAAUCCUCGGCUUCAGAGACACUUCUCUGUGUUCGCUGUGCACUUUCCGGGUACAGAAGCUUUAAACACCAUCUACAGCAGGAUUAUCAGUGCUCAUUUCCAGCAUGGAGGCUUCAGUUACAGCGUGGUCAAGUCCGUGUCCACUCUUAUACAAGCUGCCAUUUGUCUGCACCACAAGAUGACCCAGAAUUUUCUCCCAACUGCGAUAAGAUUCCAUUACAUAUUUAAUCUGAGGGAUUUAACCCAGGUCUUUCAGGGAAUGCUUUUUGCAUCACCCGAGUGCAUUCGUUUCUCCAACGAUUUGGUCCACUUGUGGCUUCAUGAAUCAAGCAGAGUGUACUCCGAUAAGCUCAUGGAAGAAAAGGAUAUAGAGCAUUUUAAGAAAGUACUCAUUGACACAGCAAAAAGAUUUUUUGAGGGUGUGGAUGAGCACGUAUUUAUCACUAAGCCAUUAGUUUAUUGCCAUUUUGCUCAUGGUGUUGGAGAACCACGUUAUUUUCCAAUAUCUGACUGGGAGAAGCUGACAAGAAUUCUGUCAGAUGCUUUGGAACACUAUAAUGAAAUUCACGCUGCGAUGAACCUGGUUCUGUUUGAAGAAGCUAUCCAACACAUCUGCCGCAUAAGUCGGAUUUUAGAGUUCCCAUAUGGAAAUGCACUACUUAUUGGAGUAGGGGGUAGUGGUAAGCAAAGCUUGUGUCGCUUGGCAGCCUUCCUCAGUUCACUUGAAGUUUUCCAAAUCACCCUUCGUAAAGGAUAUAGCAUCAGUGAUCUCCGGAGUGACAUUGCCACGUUAUACUUCAAAGUAGGGGUAAAGAAUAUUGGGACAGUCUUCCUCCACACAGAUGCCCAGAUUCCUGAUGAAAGAUUCCUUGUUCUCAUCAAUGACAUGCUGGCAUCAGGUGACAUCCCAGAUCUCUUUAGUGAAGAGGAGAUGGACACUGUCGUCUCCUCAGCCAGGAUGGAGCUGCGCGCUCUUGGCCUCCCAGACUCAAGAGAGAAUUGCUGGCAGUUCUUUAUUGACAGAAUCCGUCGACAGCUAAAGGUAGUGCUGUGUUUUUCACCUGUGGGAUUCACAUUAAGGACCAGAGCAAGAAAAUUUCCUGCAUUGGUGAACUGUACAGCCAUAGAUUGGUUCCAUUCCUGGCCGCCGGUUGCCUUGCAGUCUGUCAGCAGCAGCUUCAUCCAGAAGUUGGAUGGCAUUGAUGCUCAAGUGAAAAAUUCCAUCAGCCAGUUUAUAACAUUUGCACAUACAAGUGUGAAUGAAGUCAGUGUAAAAUACCAGCAGAAUGAAAAGCAUUAUAACUAUACGACGCCAAAGAGUUUCCUGGAACUGAUUAAACUAUACGGGAAUCUUCUGGGAAAGAAGAGAAAUGAGCUUGUUCAGAAAAUGGAAAGGCUAGAAAAUGGAUUACAGAAGCUGCAAACAACCGCGUUUCAGGUGGAGGAUCUGAAGUCUAAACUUGCCAUACAAGAGGUGGAACUUCAUCAGAGGAACAAGGAUACAGAAGCCCUGAUUGACAAAAUUGGGCAGCAGACAGAAAAAUUAAAUCAAGAAAAAUCGGUGGCAGACGAUGAAGAGAAGAAGGUAGCUGCACUCCAGGCAGAGAUAACAAAAAAGCAACAAGAAUCUGCAGAUGACUUGGCCAAGGCAGAACCCGCUCUCCAAGCAGCAAAUGCAGCUCUAAACACCUUGAAUAGGUUAAAUCUUACAGAGCUUCGAGCGUUUCCUAAUCCACCGGCUCCUGUAACCAAUGUGGCCGCUGCUGUACUUGUCCUCUUAUCCACAAAUGGCAAAAUACCUAAAGACAGAAGCUGGAAAGCCUCCAAAGUGUUGAUGAGCAAGGUGGAUGAAUUUUUACAGAACCUGAUUAAUUUCGACAAAGAGCAUAUUCCAGAUGCAGUUGUCAAGACUAUAAAAGAUGACUAUUUAAGAGAUCCCGAGUUUAACCCAGAAUUUGUGCGCACAAAAUCCUCUGCAGCUGCGGGCCUAUGUGCUUGGGUUAUUAAUAUCAUCAAAUUUCACGAGAUUUAUUGUGAAGUGGAUUUCAAGCGGCAGUCUCUAGCUCAAGCCACCACAGACUUGGUCUACGCAGCAGAAAAACUUGAUGUCAUUCAGACAAAGCUUGAGGAACUAGACACCAACCUGGCUGCCUUAACAGCUGCCUUCGAAAAAGCCACUGCAGAGAAAAUCCGCUGUCAAGAGGAAGUGAAUAGAACUAACAAGACCAUUGAGCUGGCCAACAGAUUAGUGAAAGGUCUGGAGUCAGAAAACGUCCGAUGGGCUCAGUCUGUUGCUUUAUACCAUAAACAAGAGCAAACUCUGUGCGGAGAUCUCCUGCUCACAGCUACCUUCAUCUCGUAUGCUGGGUCAUUCUCCAAGAAGUAUCGUCACGAGCUUGUAGAACAUUUGUGGAUGCCAUAUUUACAAAGUCAAAAAGUUCCUAUUCCAAUGACAGAAGGACUUGAUCCCAUAUGUAUGUUAGCAGAUGAUGCAACUACUGCCAAAUGGAACAACGAGGGACUGCCCAGUGAUAAAAUGUCCAUUCAGAAUGGUACCAUAUUGUCCAACUGUGAACGAUGGCCGCUCAUGAUUGACCCUCAGCUUCAAGGCAUCAAGUGGAUUAAAAGUAGAUAUGGGUCCAGGCUGAAAGUAAUUCAUCUAGGCCAAAAAGGGUAUGUGGAUGUCAUCGAACAUGCGGUAGUUGCUGGUGAUCCAGUUCUGAUAGAAAAUUUAGAAGAAUCCAUUGACCCUGUGCUUGACCCAUUACUUGGGAGACAUACACUUAAAAGGGGAAGAUACAUCCGAAUUGGGGAUAAAGAAUGUAAAUUUCAUACAAAGUUUAGACUUAUUCUUCACACAAAGCUUGCAAAUCCCCACUACAAACCCGAAAUACAGGCCCAGACCACGCUCAUCAACUUCACUGUGACCAGAGAUGGCUUGGAGGACCAGCUCCUGGCUGAUGUGGUGAAUCUAGAGAGACCCGACCUGGAGCAGUUCAAGUCGGAGCUCACAAAGCAACAGAAUUAUUUUAAAAUUGAGUUGAAAAUGCUUGAGGAUGAAUUACUGACACGCCUAUCAGCAGCAGAAAGUAAUUUCCUGGGGGACACACUCCUGGUGGAAAAACUGGAAACAACAAAACAUACGGCAGCCGAGAUCGAAAUGAAGGUGAUAGAAGCCAAAGUCAAUGAAGUGAAGAUCAACGAAGCUCGGGAGCACUAUCGUCCUGUGGCUUCAAGAGCCUCCCUCCUGUACUUCAUCAUGAAUGAUCUGAGUAAAAUCAGCCCAAUGUAUCAGUUCUCUCUUAAGGCUUUUAAUAUCGUGUUUCACAAGGCUGUGCAGCAAGCAGAACCAUCUGAUGAUGUCCGAUUGAGAGUGAAUAACCUCAUUGACUGUGUGACAUACUCCACAUUUAUAUACAUCAGCAGAGGACUGUUUGAAAGAGAUAAAAUAACCUUCACGGCCCAGUUAGCUUUCCAGCUUUUGAUAAUGAAUAAAGAAAUUUCUAUUCAAGAGCUUGACUUCUUACUUCGCUUUAACAUUGACCAUAUCUAUAAUAGUCCAUUGGACUUUCUUUCAAAUUCAGCAUGGAGCGCUAUUAAGACAAUGAGCUUCAUGGAUGAAUUUCGAGGUCUGGACAGAGACAUUGAGGGAUCCCCAAAACGAUGGAAAAGAGUAAUUGAAUCUGAAUGCCCUGAAAGAGAGCGUCUACCACAAGAAUGGAAAAAUAAGAGUUCCCUCCAGAAAAUGAUAAUAAUGCGCGCUCUGAGACCCGACCGGAUGACUUAUGCUGUCAGGAACUUUGUGGAAGAGAAACUUGGAUCCAUGUAUGUGGAGCGACGUAAAACAGACUUUGCAAAGUCCUUCCAAGAGAGUGGGCCAUCUACUGCUAUCGUCUUCAUCUUGUCUCCAGGAGUUGAUCCACUGAAAGAUGUAGAAACAUUGGGUGACAGACUUGGAUUUACCAUUGAAGCAGGAAAACUUCACAAUAUCUCUCUGGGUCAAGGGCAGGAAGUUAUAGCAGAAAUAGCAAUGGAAAAGGCAUCAAAAGAAGGCCAUUGGGUUAUACUUCAAAACAUUCAUCUAGUAGCCAAAUGGUUAAGCACUUUAGAAAACCUUUUAGAAAAGAAUGGUGAUAGAAGUCACCCCGACUACCGCGUGUUCAUGAGUGCUGAACCAGCCCCAACGCCCAAGGAACACAUCAUCCCGCAAGGAAUCCUGGAAAAUGCUAUCAAAAUAACCAAUGAACCUCCAACUGGAAUGCUGGCAAAUCUGCAUGCUGCUCUGGAUAAUUUCGAUCAGAACAUCCUUGACCAGUGCACCCGUGAACAAGAGUUUAAGAGCAUUUUCUUUUCAUUGUGCUAUUUUCAUGCUUGUGUUGCUGAGCGGCGUAAAUUUGGCCCCCAGGGGUGGAAUAGAAAGUAUCCGUUUAACAUUGGAGACCUCACAAUAUCAGUGAAUGUUCUAUACAACUAUCUGGAAGCAAACUCACAGGUCCCAUGGGAAGAUCUGCGCUACCUGUUUGGGGAGAUUAUGUAUGGUGGUCACAUCACUGACGACUGGGACAGACGACUGUGCCGAGCAUACUUGGAGGAGUACAUGCAGCCCGAUCAGUUUGAUAGGAAACUCGCCUUAGCUCCUGGAUUUGUGAUACCCUCUAACCUUGACUAUCAAGGCUACCAUAGAUACAUUGAUGAGAUGUUGCCACCCGAGAGCCCCGUCCAUUAUGGCCUCCACCCUAACGCAGAAAUUGAAUUCUUAACUGUGACUUCAGACAAUCUUUUCCGUACAUUGUUAGAAUUACAGUCACGAGAUGCUAUAAAUGGGGAAGGAGCGCCUCAGACUGAGGAGGAAAAGGUUAAAGCUUUUCUGGAUGACAUUCUAGAUAAACUCCCAGAAGGAUAUAACAUGGCAGAUAUAACCUCAAAGACAACAGAUCGGUCUCCAUACAUCCUUGUGUGCUUCCAGGAAUGUGAGAGAAUGAAUAUCCUCCUUCAUGAAAUCAGACGUUCUCUAAAGGAACUGGAUCUUGGCCUUAAGGGUGAGUUAGCAAUCUCUUCCGAAAUGGAGCAACUGCAGUCAGCCCUAUUUUUUGAUAAUGUACCUGACACUUGGAUGAAGCUGGCUUAUCCAUCAACGUACAACCUGGCUCAAUGGUACAGCGAUUUGCUCCUUCGCUGCCGUGAACUCGAUGCCUGGACUCAAGAUCUUUGUCUCCCAAGUGUCGUCUGGAUAUCAGGCUUCUUCAACCCCCAGUCCUUCCUCACAGCUGUCAUGCAGAGUUUAGCGCGGAAAAAUGAAUGGCCCCUGGAUAAGAUGCAUCUGACUGUGGAUGUAAUGAAGAAAUACAAGGAGGAAUUCUCACAGCCAGCCAGGGAGGGAGCAUACAUAUAUGGGCUGCACCUGGAAGGGGCACAAUGGGAUGUUCAGGGAGGGCACAUUGUCGAAGCACGUUUAAAGGCUCCCAAUCCUAUGAUGCCUGUAAUAUUUGUGAGAGCGAUUCCCAAUGACCGGCAAGACACAAGGAACACAUACGAGUGUCCCGUCUAUAAGACAAAGUUAAGAGGAUCAACCUAUUUUUGGGCAUUCCACUUGAAGACCAAGGAGAGACCUUCAAAAUGGAUUCUUGCUGGUGUGGCUUUAUUGUUGAGCGUCUGAUGUAAAAAAUUAAACAGAUAAAAUGUACCAGAAUGCGAAUACAUUUUCUGCCUGAAGUAGAAUAAAAGUGUUUGGGUUGA
This is a messenger RNA of Hyla sarda, 13322 nucleotides long. RefSeq names its product dynein axonemal heavy chain 11-like. Gene Ontology annotation, biological process: microtubule-based movement. The coding region runs from base 40 to 13242 and encodes 4400 amino acids. NCBI's taxonomy places the organism in Eukaryota, Metazoa, Chordata, Amphibia, Anura, Hylidae. Gene Ontology annotation, molecular function: ATP binding; minus-end-directed microtubule motor activity; dynein intermediate chain binding. The transcript is spliced from 82 exons. The record is from RefSeq and is a predicted model, not a curated record. Gene Ontology annotation, cellular component: dynein complex.